AUGCCAUCGAAUAAUGACAUUAAGCAAGAUCAUCCCGAUUUUUUAACAGAUGCCAAUACAAAUUCAUGUUCUUCUUCAUUGGAAGAAAUCGAACGUUCAUCAAAUGCUCCCAACUCGUUAGAUAGAAUUACUUCGCAAUUUGAUAAUAGUGUCAUUGAGACACUGCGAGAAUCAUGCCUAGAUCGUCAAGACAUUGCCGAAGAUAAAUACCUUGAAUAUCUUGGCAAACAAACAUCUGAUCAAAUUCCAAAUUGUUCUUUAAGUUCAAAUAAACCUUCAAAUAUUACAAAAUUUGGUAUGAAUUCGUCAGAUUUAGUGAGCGAGAAGAAUUCUCAAAAUUUUAUAAUAUGGAUAUUUCACGUGUUAAAAAGACAAUUAAGAACGUUAAUGUAUGGACAUUGUUCCGAAACUUCAUUUCGAGAAAUCCCUAUAAUACCUGAACGUAAGGAACCUCUUUUAGACCCGCGAACAAAUAAACCUUUUAUUAAGAAUGCGAUUACAACAUCACGUUAUACGUUUUAUGAUUUCCUUCCAAAGCAACUUUACGCUCAAUUUUCAAAAGUUGCCAACAUUUAUUUCUUAUUUGUCGCGGCUAUCCAAGCAAUUCCCGGAUGGUCACCUACUGGUCAAUUUACAACUUUAAUCCCCUUAUCAACCUUUAUGUCCAUAUCCAUGGCUCGUGAGGGUUUUGAUGACAUUCGAAGACAUAAACAAGACAAAGUUGAGAAUAAUAAAGAAUGUUUAGUGUUACAUGUAUAUCGUUCAAAUGAUGCCGUGUCUCAACGGAUGAGUUUAUGGAUGAAAACGAAAUGGAAGAAUUUACAGGUUGGAGAUAUCGUUUCAAUCAAAGCUCAAGAAUGGGUUCCUGCAGAUUUAUUAUUGCUUCAUUCAGAAGGUGAGGAAGGAAUAUGCUAUAUUGAGACUGCUGCGUUAGAUGGAGAAACUAAUCUAAAACAGAGGCAAGCAUUGAAAGAAGUAAAUUCUUUAUUAACUUCACCUGAGGCUCUUGCCAAUUUUUCGGGCAAUGUCAAAACUCAGAAUCCUAAUCAAGAUUUAUAUAAUUUUGAAGGAUCGAUUGAAUUUGAUGAACAGAAAUGUCAAUUAACUAAUAAUCAAAUUUUGUUGAGGGGUACCAUACUGCGGAACACUCCCGAAAUUUAUGGAUUAGUUACCUAUACAGGGGAAGAAACAAAGUUACGAUUGAACGCGACAAAAAAUAUUCGCACAAAAGCUCCCAACAUACAACGAUUGAUAAAUCGUGUUGUUAUCAUAAUCUUCAGUUUCGUAUUGCUAUUGGCAACGAUUAAUACGAUCCUGGCCAAAAGUUGGUUGGAUAAUUCUAAAAAUAUCACGUCGUACUUGGGGAAAUAUUCCAAGAAUUAUGCUACCACAUUUUUCGCGUUUAUUAUUCUUUUUAACACCAUGAUCCCAAUAUCUUUAUACGUUACCAUGGAAUUUGUCAAAUUAUCUCAGGUUUAUUUCAUAAAUAAUGAUUUAGAUAUGUAUCAUGAAGAGACUGAUACCCCUGCCGAAGCUCAUACUUGCACCAUUAAUGAGGAAUUGGGACAAGUCAAUUAUUUAUUUUCGGAUAAAACUGGAACUUUGACGGAUAAUAUCAUGUUAUUUAGAAAGUUAAGUGUUGGUGGGAGAUCUUUCUUGCACGAUUUGAAUAUUCGUCGAAUUCAUGAAGAAGAUUUAUUAUCAAAGUUUCAAAAACCUCGAAAACAAGUAACAUUAUCUUCAGUCGCAUCGUUGUUUCAAGUUAAUAGCCGUCAUAAACAAUCGGGUCGCGUUUCGGGUGAAAACAAUGAGGGGAAAGGCAUUCAAAUUGAUACAUUAUUGUGUCGGAAAAAUUCGGCUGCUAGUACCUUCUCAAUGAUUGCCCCUCGUUCACCUGAUUCAACACGUAGUAGAUGUAGUUCAUUGAAUUCUCAAAAGCUAUUGUCAAAUAAAUCGAUACCAUCCACACUUGAUUUAUUGACCAUAAUUCGACAUCAAUUUAAUACUCCUUUUGGAGAGAGGGCGAGAUUCUUUUUGCUCGCUAUGGCCCUUUGUCACACAUGCGUUCCUGAAGUAGAUUUGGACUCUCAGGACAUACGUUAUCAAUCCGCUUCGCCAGAUGAAUUUGCUAUAGUUACUUCGGCAAAAGAACUUGGCUACAUCGUUUCAGACCGUUCUUUAGGUGUUGUGUCCCUCCGAAUUCUCGAUAAUGCCGAACCUGAUGAUCUAGUAGUUCCUGAUGAGAAUCGUUUCUCUUACGAAGAUUAUCAUAUUUUGAAUGUGAUAGAAUUUUCAAGCAAACGAAAGAGAAUGUCCAUCAUUUAUCAAUUACCCGAUGGAAGAAUAUGUUUGCUUUGUAAAGGGGCUGACAAUGUUAUACUUGAACGAUUGAGACAUCCUAGAAACAGGCCGAUGAUUAAAAAGUUAUUUGUUGGAAGUCCGAGUCAAGAUCAUGUGAUAGAUUUGUUUCCAAUUAAAAAUGAUAAAUGGUUAUACAGCGAAACCAUUCGUGACAUUCAAGAAUUUUCAACGGAAGGACUUAGAACAUUACUUUAUGGGCAUAGAUUUAUUAAUCAAGAUGAGUACGCCGUGUGGAGUAAAUUAUAUCAAGAGGCAUCCGUUUCAUUAGUUGAUAGACAACAAAAACUUGAGGAAGUUGCUGAACUGAUUGAACGGGAUUUAGAAAUUACAGGGGCGACGGCAAUUGAGGAUAAAUUACAAAAUGGGGUACCUGAAACGAUUGAUAAAUUACGUAAAGCUGGAAUUAAGAUCUGGAUGUUGACAGGUGACAAACGCGAGACAGCAAUUAAUAUCGGAUAUUCAUGUUCGUUGAUUAAAGAAUAUUCAACCACGAUCAUUGUGGAUUCGAAUGACGAUUUAAAAAAGUCAUUACAAAAUUCGCUAAAAGAUAUUCACAAGAGCAAAUUCAGUCAUUCGGUGACGAUUGUGGACGGAAAUGCUUUGAUGCUCAUCGAACAAAAUCCUGAACUAAUGGAUUUAUUCUUAAAAUUAGGAGUUUUAUGUGAUGCGGUUAUUUGCUGUCGCGUAAGUCCAUGUCAAAAAGCCCUCGUGGUUCGUAAGAUUAGGGAGAAAUUAACCGAUGCCGUCACGUUAGCAAUAGGAGAUGGGGCAAAUGACAUCGCGAUGAUUCAAGAAUCGCACGUUGGAAUUGGAAUAACCGGUCGAGAAGGUUUACAAGCUGCGAGAUCAAGUGAUUAUUCUAUAGGACAAUUUCGUUUCUUGACGACAUUAUUAUUCGUUCAUGGACGGUGGUCUUACAUCCGAGUUUCAAAAUUUGUACUAGGCACCUUUUAUAAAUGCAUGUGCUUCUAUCUCACACAAGGUAUAUUUCAAUUUUUCAACGGAUUUUCUGGUACAAGUUUAUAUGAACAUUGGACACUUGCGGCAUAUAAUACAUUAUUCUCAUCGUUACCGGUAAUGGUCAUUGGCAUAUUUGAACAAGACCUAAAUAGAAAGACAUUAAUCGGAAUUCCAGAAUUAUAUCGUACCAUGGGACCAUUAAAUACGGCAUUUAAUUUAAAAUUAUUUUUCGCAUGGAUGUGCGCAGGAUUAUAUCAUGCGUUUGUAAUCGUUUUGAUGCCAUUCUUUUUACAUGAAACCUUUAUUCAUUUUGAAUUAAGAGCGGUGGGAUCCCCGCAACUUUAUGAAUUGGGGUUGAUCGCGUAUACAUGCGUUGUAUUUAUCGUAACAUUUAAAGUGGCAUAUAUGGAAUGUCAUAAUUAUACUUUUAUUACGCAUUUGUCAUCAAUUUUAACAUUAUUUGGAUGGUUUUUAUUUCAAACAAUUUAUAGCUAUUUAUAUCCGAAUGAAUCAAAAGCGGAUGCUUAUGAUGUUAAAGGCGUAUUUCAACAAAUUGGAAUCAGAUGGGAUUAUUGGUUAACUAUCUUGAUAACCGUUAGUUUAGCUUUAAUCCCCAAUUAUUUGGUGAAGGUGAUAAAGAGCGUCGUGUUACCCUGUGAUGUGGAUAUCUAUCAGAGAAUUGAAAAAGAUGAAAAGUUGAUUGAUCGUAUUAUUGAGGAAGGACGUGAAAUCCAAGGAAAUCUUACGGAGGGAAAGGCAGUUAAUAUCAGAAUUGGUGUUGAUAAAGUUGAAACCGAAAAAAAUGAUGUUGAGAUUAUUGAAAGUAUUGACAUGGGAUUUGAUUCGACCUUUUACAAUAACGACUCAAGUCAUAUUGGUAAUAAUGUGAAAGAGAAUGACGAUACGGAUAUAACUGAACCUCAGGAGUUAUCCUUUUCAAGUCAACGACAAUCACAAGAACAAGAAACGUCACCAAAUCAUAUAUAA
Messenger RNA from Funneliformis mosseae, 4308 nucleotides. The record is from the annotation of a GenBank genome assembly. NCBI's taxonomy places the organism in Eukaryota, Fungi, Glomeromycota, Glomeromycetes, Glomerales, Glomeraceae.